CGGGGCUUUACAGACGCACGCACGUCAAGGUUCUGCUGCCCUGAGCUGCGGAGGCUGCGGGUUUGGUCUUCGGCGGCUGCGGGUUUGGUCUUCGGCGGCUGCUUUGGCUGCGGCCCUGCCCGCGGCUGGAGUUUGGAGAGAAAUCCAGGUACUCAGUUGACCCACCCUUUCUGCUGCCAUGGGGGAGCUUUUCCGGAGUGAGGAGAUGACGCUGGCCCAGCUUUUUCUCCAGUCAGAAGCUGCUUAUUGUUGUGUCAGUGAAUUAGGAGAACUCGGAAAGGUUCAGUUUCGUGAUUUAAAUCCAGAUGUGAAUGUUUUCCAGCGGAAAUUUGUGAAUGAGGUUAGAAGAUGUGAAGAAAUGGAUCGAAAGCUCCGAUUUGUUGAGAAAGAGAUAAGGAAAGCUAAUAUCCCAAUUAUGGACACUGGUGAAAACCCAGAGGUGCCCUUCCCCCGGGACAUGAUUGACUUAGAGGCCAAUUUUGAGAAGAUUGAAAAUGAACUGAAGGAAAUCAACACAAACCAGGAAGCUCUGAAGAGAAACUUCCUGGAACUGACUGAAUUAAAAUUUAUACUUCGCAAAACUCAGCAGUUUUUCGAUGAGAUGGCGGAUCCAGACCUGUUGGAAGAGUCGUCCUCCCUCCUGGAGCCAAAUGAGAUGGGAAGAGGCACGCCUUUAAGACUCGGCUUCGUGGCUGGUGUGAUUAACCGAGAGCGCAUCCCUACUUUUGAGCGCAUGCUUUGGCGGGUGUGCCGGGGGAAUGUGUUCCUGCGGCAGGCUGAAAUCGAGAACCCCCUGGAGGAUCCUGUGACUGGAGACUACGUGCACAAGUCUGUGUUCAUCAUUUUCUUCCAAGGCGAUCAGCUGAAAAACAGAGUCAAGAAAAUCUGUGAGGGGUUCCGGGCCUCACUCUAUCCCUGUCCUGAGACGCCACAGGAGAGAAAGGAAAUGGCUUCUGGAGUUAAUACCAGGAUUGACGAUCUCCAAAUGGUUCUGAAUCAAACAGAGGAUCACCGCCAGAGGGUCCUGCAGGCGGCUGCUAAGAACAUCCGAGUCUGGUUCAUCAAGGUGCGGAAGAUGAAGGCCAUCUACCAUACUUUGAACCUGUGCAACAUAGACGUGACCCAGAAGUGCUUGAUUGCGGAGGUCUGGUGCCCUGUCACUGACCUUGACUCCAUCCAGUUUGCACUCAGAAGGGGCACGGAACACAGUGGUUCCACCGUGCCCUCCAUUCUGAACAGGAUGCAGACAAACCAGACUCCCCCAACCUAUAACAAAACCAACAAGUUCACAUGCGGCUUUCAGAACAUAGUGGAUGCUUACGGAAUUGGAACUUACCGAGAGAUAAAUCCGGCUCCAUAUACCAUCAUCACUUUCCCUUUUCUGUUUGCUGUGAUGUUUGGAGACUUUGGCCAUGGCAUUUUGAUGACCCUUUUUGCUGUAUGGAUGGUGUUAAGGGAGAGCCGGAUUCUUUCCCAGAAGAAUGAGAAUGAGAUGUUCAGCACUGUGUUCAGUGGCCGGUACAUUAUUCUGUUGAUGGGUAUCUUCUCCAUCUACACUGGCCUCAUCUACAAUGAUUGCUUUUCCAAGUCUCUUAAUAUCUUCGGGUCAUCCUGGAGCGUACGGCCAAUGUUCGAUGGAUAUAAUUGGACGGAAGAGACGCUUCGGGGGAAUCCUGUCCUCCAGCUGAAUCCAGCUGUUCUUGGAGUUUUUGGUGGACCAUAUCCUUUUGGCAUUGAUCCAAUUUGGAACAUUGCUACCAAUAAGCUGACCUUCCUCAACUCCUUUAAGAUGAAGAUGUCUGUUAUCCUUGGUAUCAUCCACAUGAUGUUUGGAGUCAGCCUGAGCCUUUUCAACCAUAUUUAUUUCAAGAGGCCGCUGAAUAUCUACUUUGGAUUUAUCCCAGAAAUAAUCUUCAUGACUUCUUUGUUUGGCUAUUUAGUUAUCCUUAUUUUUUACAAGUGGACGGCCUAUGAUGCUCAGACGUCUGAGAAAGCACCAAGCCUUCUGAUCCAUUUCAUAAACAUGUUCCUCUUUUCCUAUGGGGACUCUGGUAAUUCGAUGCUGUAUUCUGGACAGAAAGGAAUUCAGUGUUUCCUGGUAGUGGUUGCACUACUUUGUGUACCUUGGAUGCUUCUGUUUAAACCACUAGUCCUUCGCCAUCAGUAUUUGAGGAGGAAGCAUUUGGAAGGGCAGCCUGUGGAGGCCCCAGUCAGCCCAACCCCGAGCCAACAGGGACUAGAGGCAGCAGCGGCUGCAACAGGAACUCUCAACUUUGGUGGGAUCAGGGUGGGCAACGGACCGACAGAGGAGGAUGCUGAGAUUAUUCAGCAUGACCAGCUCUCCACCCAUUCAGAGGACGCAGAGGAGCCUACCGAGGACGAAGUGUUCGACUUUGGAGACACCAUGGUCCACCAGGCCAUCCACACCAUUGAGUACUGCCUGGGCUGCAUCUCCAACACCGCCUCCUACCUGCGGCUCUGGGCCCUCAGCCUUGCUCAUGCUCAGCUGUCUGAGGUGCUUUGGACCAUGGUGAUCCACAUCGGCCUGAGCGUGAAGAGCUUGGCCGGAGGUCUGGCGCUGUUCUUCAUCUUUGCUGCCUUCGCCACCCUGACCGUGGCCAUCCUCCUGAUCAUGGAGGGCCUCUCAGCCUUCCUCCACGCGCUGCGGUUACACUGGGUGGAGUUCCAGAACAAAUUCUACAGCGGGACCGGUUUCAAAUUCCUACCCUUCUCCUUCGAGCACAUUCGGGAAGGGAAGUUUGACGAGUGACCCUUCAGGGGGGCUGUGUGCCCGGCUGCCCUCCCGCUCCCUCUGCAGUGAUUAGCUGUGCUCCACUUGCCUGUUAGUUGUGACCCCUGGGUAUUGGCAUUUGUGCCAUCUGCCCCACUUCCCCCAGCCACCUGUGAGUCGUUUAGAUAGACCCAGCCCUCCCUGGGGCUCCCCGCCACCCCCAGCUUUGUGUGUGGUAGUGUAGUGAUUUUCUAGAGAGAAGCUGGGCUCUGGCCAUCACCCACACCCCCUGGGCGCCAGCCUUGCCCUCUGGGCCUCAGGCCAGCCCUUCCUCUGCCCCCUGCUGGCAAGCCAGUUCGUGCAUUCACAGAGGAGCCGGAGCGCCUUCACCACCCACAUCCAGACUCUGAGCCCCCCUGCUCCUACUGGUUGGGGGCGGGGGUGCUCUUUAACACUCCCCCCUCUUGGGUUAGCAGGGGUGGGUCCAGGAAGGUGGUAUUUCUGUCCUCUGCCCACCCCCACUCCCACCCCGUCUUCAGUGUGCAUGUUAAUCAGGAAUUCAGCUGGACCCACUGUACCAGCAUGCAUGGCUCCUCCCUAGAAGCCCCAAGGGUCCCCACAUACCCCACACCUUCACCUUCCUGCCUCACCCUAAACUCACACCCUCUCCCCCUCCCUCCCAGAACCCCCAUUUAGCACUGGGCACAGCAUACGCAGCUGGGAGUGGCCCGGAACAGAGGUCCUGGCUGGCCUGUUUGGUUGGCUGCGUCUCAGGCCAGGUCUGAGCCCAACCGCAAGCAUACUCUCUAGGCAGAGGGUUCAAGUUGAUGCUCUUUCCUGGUGCAGACCUGGAGACCUUUCCCCACCCCUAAUCAUGAGUCUUGAGUGCAGCACUCUAGUCAUCCGGUGGGGGAGUCUGCCCACAGGCCUGCCUUGCUCUGCCCUCCAGUGCUCUCACUCCCCCACCCACCCCCGACCCCAAGUCAGGUGAGUGGGUCCUGGGCCAGGAAGGUCCGUAUCAUUUACUGUUUGCUGAUUGGAGGCAGCUAGCAGGGCUGCCAGUGUGUGUGGCUGUGAAAGCUGCGUGGCCCUGCCCUGCGGGCUGGUGGGGAGCACCCCCAGGAGGCCACCUCCCUGUCACCCCCACACCAGGAUGUGGAUCUUGGGGCCUUUCGAUCAUGUGUUGGUGCAGCACUGGCUGCUUCAGCUAAAUUGAGCCCCACUCCUUCAAUAGUUGAGAGAAGCCCCUAAACUGGUCGGCCCUGACCAUCCCACCCCGCCCCCUGCUUGUCUGAGGGAGCGGCUCAGAGUUGCUCACUGGACUCUCCCAGGCUGGGCCGCCCACCCCAGCCUCACCGCGCGCCAGCCAGUGUGACCUGACCCAGCCCUUGUGCAGAGCCCCCUCCUGUCUGGCCCCUGUGGUUUACAUGAUCUUUGCUCUGUUUACAGCAGGGUUUGAAGCAGGGUUCUUUGUCCGGAAUCCUGCCCAAGGCCCUUCUGUUCAGACAUUCCUGUGCUGAAUAAAGUGUGUUUGACUCUA
Phacochoerus africanus (Common warthog) is the source of this 4271-nucleotide messenger RNA. It is a transcript of the gene ATP6V0A1, whose product is annotated as ATPase H+ transporting V0 subunit a1. The record is from RefSeq and is a predicted model, not a curated record. Gene Ontology annotation, cellular component: plasma membrane; vacuolar proton-transporting V-type ATPase, V0 domain; vacuolar proton-transporting V-type ATPase complex. Gene Ontology annotation, molecular function: proton-transporting ATPase activity, rotational mechanism; ATPase binding. Gene Ontology annotation, biological process: vacuolar acidification; proton transmembrane transport. NCBI's taxonomy places the organism in Eukaryota, Metazoa, Chordata, Mammalia, Artiodactyla, Suidae. The coding region runs from base 179 to 2770 and encodes 863 amino acids. The transcript is spliced from 23 exons.